AUGUCACAACCGCCCGCUCGUUCCCAAUCACGACCGGCAUCCGUUGCACCUUCAGAUCACGAGCAACACUCUCCUGUUCGUGAGCGAUCUCGUCCUGCCAAUGGCAGAAGCCCUACUCCUAGAAGGCUAUCUCCAUACAACUCUGAAGCUGAGUCUCCGGUCCCUUCCCGUCGUCGUCGGCGCCGGGGAAAGGAUAGAGACCUUUCGGCACUUCAAGAAGAGGAGAAUGACAGACAGGUCGCGAGGGGGGCACAGGACGCGGUCGCCAGAGGCCAUGAUGGGCCACGAGAAGCUGAACGCAGAGGAGCGGAUGAAGACGACAUGGGAGACAAACCUCUGAAACUCCGUCUCGAUCUUAACCUCGACGUCGACGUUGAACUUCGUGCCAAGGUACAUGGUGAUGUUACCCUCGCCUUGCUGUAA
Pleurotus ostreatus (oyster mushroom) is the source of this 423-nucleotide messenger RNA. RefSeq lists its product as uncharacterized. Bases 1 to 423 code for a protein of 140 amino acids. NCBI's taxonomy places the organism in Eukaryota, Fungi, Basidiomycota, Agaricomycetes, Agaricales, Pleurotaceae. The transcript has a single exon. The record is from RefSeq and is a predicted model, not a curated record.